AGAAACCUCUAGGGUUUACCAGACAUCUACAAAACAGGUAACCUAUCUCUCUUUUAGGGUUUACCAGAGAGAAAUCUCCCUAAUAACAGUGCACGGAACUCUUAUUUGGGAUUUUAUUUAGCUUCUAUUGUUUUCCAGGGAAAGUGCUGAAAACGAAUAAUAGGAACUCUUUUAAAUAGCAGACGUCAAGAUGCAAGUUAUUCCUAGAGAGGGUGAUAAUCCUUUGUCUGUUUCUGGUCCAAGGCCAAUGGAAUGGUCUGCUGUUCCUUAUACUGGGCCUCAAGGACCUGGGCCAAAUGGAAAGCAACGGACAUCGAGCUUGGAAUCGCCCAUAAUGUUACUCACUGGUCAUCAGAGUGCCGUAUAUACAAUGAAGUUCAAUCCAGCUGGAAGUGUCAUUGCAUCUGGAUCACAUGACAAAGAAAUCUUUCUAUGGUAUGUCCAUGGGGAGUGCAAAAAUUUCAUGGUUUUGAAAGGGCACAAAAAUGCAGUACUGGAUCUACACUGGACUACUGAUGGAUACCAGAUAAUAUCGGCUAGUCCUGAUAAAACAGUCAGGGCAUGGGAUAUUGAGACAGGGAAACAGAUUAAGAAAAUGGCAGAGCAUUCAUCUUUUGUAAAUUCAUGUUGUUCGUCAAGGAGAGGGCCUCCACUCAUUGUAAGUGGAUCUGAUGAUGGAACUGCAAAACUUUGGGAUAUGCGACAGAGGGGUGCCAUCCAAACAUUUCCAGAUAAAUACCAAAUCACAGCAGUCAGUUUUUCUGAUGCAUCAGAUAAGAUCUUCACAGGUGGUAUAGACAAUGAUGUUAAGGUUUGGGACCUGCGCAAAGGUGAAGUAAACACGAAACUCGAAGGCCAUCAAGAUAUGAUAACUGGCAUGCAAUUGAGUCCUGAUGGCUCAUAUCUUCUUACUAAUGGUAUGGAUUGCAAGCUCUGCAUUUGGGAUAUGCGGCCCUAUGCGCCACAGAAUCGUUGUGUUAAGGUACUGGAAGGGCACCAACACAACUUUGAAAAGAACUUGUUGAAAUGUAGCUGGUCACCUGAUGGAAGCAAGGUUACCGCUGGUAGUUCAGAUCGGAUGGUCUACAUAUGGGAUACAACUUCUCGACGCAUAUUAUAUAAGCUUCCUGGCCACACUGGGUCUGUCAACGAGUGUGUCUUCCACCCUACUGAGCCUAUUGUCGGAUCUUGCAGUAGUGAUAAACAGAUUUAUCUUGGGGAGAUCUAAUUACCAUGGUAUCAGUGCUCGAAACUAAAUUAAUGUUAGCAAUGAGAAUAUUUUGGAGGCUUAUGGCCUAUGUAUCUUUACCCUGCAAAUUUGUUGAAUAGAUUGCAUGCCUCCUGUAGUUUUUUUGGCUGAAUUUGAUGACUUUACUGAUAAAUGCUAUAUGAUUUGCUAAUGCAUUCUUACUUUUUGCUGAAA
Hevea brasiliensis (rubber tree) is the source of this 1423-nucleotide messenger RNA. RefSeq lists its product as uncharacterized. The transcript is spliced from 2 exons. Lineage: Eukaryota; Viridiplantae; Streptophyta; Magnoliopsida; Malpighiales; Euphorbiaceae. The record is from RefSeq and is a predicted model, not a curated record. Gene Ontology annotation, cellular component: catalytic step 2 spliceosome. Gene Ontology annotation, molecular function: RNA binding; protein binding. Bases 191 to 1228 code for a protein of 345 amino acids.